AUGUCAAAGCCUCUUGUUUUGUACACCUUUGGCACGCCUAAUGGGCACAAGCCCAGCGUUUACCUCGAGGAACUCAAAGCUGCCUAUGGACCGGCGAAGAUCGACUAUGUGCCUCAUUCGGUGCAUAUCGGGAAGAACGAGCAGAAGGAACCGUGGUACAUCGCCAUUAAUCCCAAUGGACGGAUCCCCGCGCUCACUGAUCCCAACCGGAACAACUUCAAUGUCUUCGAAUCUGCUGCGAUCCUGCUCUAUCUCGCGCAACACUAUGACCCAGAGCACAAGUUCUCCUUCGAUCCUGUGACGCAGCCGGACGACUACUCGGAGUGCUUGCAGUGGAUUUUCUUCUCGCACGGUAGCAUCGGGCCGAUGCAAGGGCAGGCCAAUCACUUCUUAAGGUUUGCACCAGAAAAGAUUCCAUACGGUAUCACACGUUACCAGAACGAGACGAAACGUCUGUACGGCGUGCUCGAGAUCCGCUUUUCCCAGAAUGGAGGGAGGGAAUACCUCGCCGGCCCAGGCAAGGGCAAGUACAGUAUCGCCGAUAUCAACGCCUAUCCCUGGGUGAACGGGCACGCCUUUGCGGGCAUCGAGAGUGUCGACAAAUGGCCGGGUGUCAAGGCCUGGCUGGAACGGAUCCGGGCGAGAGAGGCGGUCGAAAAGGGGAUGCAUGUGCCCAACUGA
Molecule: messenger RNA, 681 nt
Organism: Dacryopinax primogenitus
Lineage: Eukaryota; Fungi; Basidiomycota; Dacrymycetes; Dacrymycetales; Dacrymycetaceae
Product: glutathione S-transferase C-terminal-like protein
Exons: 6
Coding region: 1-681 (226 amino acids)
Source: RefSeq, a predicted model, not a curated record